This is a messenger RNA of Brassica napus (rape), 2125 nucleotides long. RefSeq names its product zinc finger protein JAGGED-like. Lineage: Eukaryota; Viridiplantae; Streptophyta; Magnoliopsida; Brassicales; Brassicaceae. Bases 1023 to 1844 code for a protein of 273 amino acids. Gene Ontology annotation, molecular function: DNA-binding transcription factor activity. The transcript has a single exon. The record is from RefSeq and is a predicted model, not a curated record.
ACCUUUCUGGGAUAAAGCUGUUAUUCUUCCUAGUUCAUGCACCAUAUUUGUCAUUUUGCUUUUAAACAUAGAAAUUAAAAGUUGAUUACGACCAAGAAACUAAUUAUAAAAAUCUCACAAUCUUUUAUACUAAUACUUUUUCACAUUGCAAAGAACCAACUGUAGUCAAACAGGUCAAGGCCAAGCAGUCUAAGUACAAUGUUUAUGAAACAUCUUCCACGUUGGGUUUUCCAUAUGUUACAUUGCAGUUUCCUUGUAUUUUAAGUGAUUAAAUAUUUCGUAUGAAUUUAGUGAAGAAUAAUAGUAUCCUUCCUUAUAGUGAAAGAUGUUACUUUGACUAGUUAGUUUCUUAAUUAAUAUUUUCUUUUGUCAAAGAAACUUUCGUAAAUGGAUUUAUAGUAGUACUAUAUUACGUACGUAGCAUAGACACAAAAUAGAAAAAUUAAGAUAAUUGAAAAACGUUGUUUUCAAAAUAUUAUAUUUAAAACUAAUAUAUUUUUGUAAUAUUGAUAUAUAUUACACUGCUAUUACACACACGAAAUACAACAUAUUCGAAUGAGUGAAUAAACAUCAAAUUAUAGUGGUGUAUUUUUCACACAAAUAUAGCUUUGGAAGAUAAAUUUAGUAAAAUCAAGAUGGUUAGAAAAUGACUCUAAACUAUAACCAUAUAGUAUUUUAUAUAAUUUACAUCGGUUCGUACAUAUUUCACAUAAAAUGUCAUGUUGGAAGACAAAAGAGAAAAAAAUGAUCAUAAAAUUCAAAAAUAUGGAAUCACAGUUUCACAGAAGAAUGCGAUUUUAAGACGGAGAGUAGAAUCACAUACCUAAAGAGACGACCAUAAUUUUUUUAUAUAUGAAUUCAAAGACUGAUUAAAUUUUACCCUUGAAGAUUUUAUACCAUAAUAGUUGAAGAACACUAAGACUAUUUUCUCAAUAAAUAGCGUCCUCACUUCUCCGAAUAUAGCACAAAGAGAUAAAGAUCACUUCUGAAUCCUUAAAAAAAUUAAAGAAAAAGAUUUUGUUAUGUCUUCUUCAACCUCUUCCACACCGCAACCGGUUGUCAUCCAGGCCAUGGAGGAGUUCAAGGAGAUAGCAGCAGAGAGCAACAAUCUGAUACUAGGGUCCCCACAGGAGGCUAUGUCCAGAAGUGAGAACCCUAGUUUCAGAUCCGAUCCUGUCCGAACAGGAAGUGAGAUCAUGAAGUUCUACCCAUCAAAAUCAAAUAAGAUCUACAUUUGUCACUUCUGCAACAAACGGUUCUCAACCUCUCAAGCCCUAGGUGGCCACCAGAACGCACACAAACAGGAGCGAGACUGGGACAAGAAGCGUAAGGAGAUGGAAGCAAACUUUCCAGGACUCUCCUUUUUGAGCCCUUACCUAGACAAGCCUCACUUGCUCUUAGGUGGGUAUUCACAAGAUGCUUUAUCGAAUGAUAAUCAUCUUGGGAUCACUCUUGAACCUGUACUCAAACGUACAAGAACAGGAUUGUACCCAUCGUUCGGUGGUGGUCUCACCAACGUGGCCAUAGUUCCUCGCAUGACUCCUACCCGCUUCUUCACUGGGACCACUUGUACCAAUGGUUCUUCUUCAAUGGGGCUUGCACCAAGACCCUCUUACAACAACAAUCCCCCGAUGAUUCCUAGAAACAUUCCUCCUUUUCCACCUCCUCCUCGAGCCACCAAUCUCUCUAGCGUUUGCUAUUCUCAAAAGAAUGUAUUGAGCGAAGAGAAUCUCAUCUCAAAGGUAGGGAAUGACAAGAUCGUCGAGAUUGAUGAUGAUGAUAAUGAUCAGCCAGAAAAAGGGACAUCUAAAAGCUGGGGCAUUGAUUUAUCUCUAUCCCUUUGAGUAAUAUUGUAUGUGUGUUUAUUUGGUUUUCAUUUUUGAGGUAUCAUAGCUAUUAGAGACCUCUCUCCAUACACCUCAUCUCUGUCUAUGAAUAUUGUUGUUCUCCUUUUUAUUGUAUUUCAGUUUAAAUGUUCCUUUGUCUGUAUCAUCUCUCCAUCUAUUGACAUCUCAUUGUGUCUUGGUUGUUUUUUUUAAUCUCUGAUUUUCUUUUUUUUUAUUGUUGUGAUUUAUAUAGCGUGAGUCUUAAAAAAAUUUAGAUAAUUUAUAUAUCUCGUAUAGGU